AUGGCGUCCGAGGGCAGCGAGGCCAAGUCGUACUCAACCGACCCCGCACUGUACAUCUACACCUCUUUGACCGCGGGUUCCUCCCAUAUCGUCACUGCGACGUCGCGUCUCGAGACCAUCCUGCGCGCCAACCGCGUCCCGUUCAAGGCCCUCGAUAUUGCCACCGAUGAGAAGGCCCGAAUGCUAUGGGGCCGCCGCGCCGGAAAGGACGAAAGCGGCCGUCAGCGCAAGCUCCCGGGGCUUGUGCAGAUGGGCAUGAUCUUGGGAGACCUCGUUGAGAUCGAGGAGUGGAAUGAGUAUGGCGAGCUCAAGCAGCACGUCACCAUGUACUACGACGAGUUUACCCAACCCUCGAUCAGCCAGGCGCCCAAGCAAGCUCCUCCCGCCGCACCCAAGGCACCGCCGGCUCCGGCGCCCAAGACCACCAUCGAGAGGGUCGCGGCGGUCUCGAAAGCCGCCGAAAAGGCCACCCUCCCCGUCCGCACCAUCGCCGAGGAGGUCGCCGCCAAGGCAAAGCAAGUCCACCUGCAAUCCCUCCGAAACAAGGUCCACGGCAAGGACAGCAACCCCUCCUCCCCAACCACAACCAGCCCCACCGUAACCACCACCUCCACAUCCUCCGUCGCAGCGACAGCAGGAGCAGGCCUCCAAUCGCCAACCACGUCGGGGUGGAAGGCGUCGAGUGCGCCGGCCCCGAUCCAGUCGCCGACGACGACGGGCUGGAAACCGCAGGAUGUGGACCCCCCCGUGCGGGAGUUGCGCGGCGCGGCAGUGACGCCCGCUAGCCCGGAUGAGAUUGCGGCCGUUGAACGUGCCGAGACGAUCCGCGAGGAGCCCGGGCGGGAGAGUAGUGACGAUGAGGAUGAUGAGGAAGAAGAGAGUGAUGAAGACGAGGAUGAUGAGGAGGAGGAAAGUGAAGAUGAGGAUGAGGAGGAGAGUGAGGAGGAGGAGGAGAAGCCGGCGGCGAAGGUCGCAGGAAAGGCUGCGGAAGUCAAGAAGGUUGAGGAAGUCAAGAAGCCUGUUGAGGUCAAGAAGUCUGGGGAAGCUAAGAAGAGUAGGGAGGUUAAGAAGGCCGGGGAAACCAAGAAGACUUCAGAUGUCAAGAAAACUAGAGAUGCCCAGAAGGUUGGGGCGAGCAAGAAGCCUUCGGAAGUGAAGAAGACUGGGGAGAGCAAGAAGACGAAAGAGAGUAAGGAGGCCAAGAAGACCAAGGAAGUUAAGAAGACUAAGGAAGUGAAGAAAACAGGGGAGAGCAAGAAGACUGGUGAGAGUAAGAAGGCGGGGAAAUAG
Molecule: messenger RNA, 1290 nt
Organism: Chaetomium globosum CBS 148.51
Lineage: Eukaryota; Fungi; Ascomycota; Sordariomycetes; Sordariales; Chaetomiaceae
Exons: 2
Coding region: 1-1290 (429 amino acids)
Cellular component (GO): cytoplasm
Source: RefSeq, a predicted model, not a curated record